This is a messenger RNA of Drosophila persimilis, 2506 nucleotides long. RefSeq names its product ras-GEF domain-containing family member 1B-B. Gene Ontology annotation, biological process: positive regulation of GTPase activity; Ras protein signal transduction. Lineage: Eukaryota; Metazoa; Arthropoda; Insecta; Diptera; Drosophilidae. The coding region runs from base 279 to 2423 and encodes 714 amino acids. Gene Ontology annotation, molecular function: guanyl-nucleotide exchange factor activity. The record is from RefSeq and is a predicted model, not a curated record. The transcript has 6 exons. Gene Ontology annotation, cellular component: plasma membrane.
UUGGGCAAAAAUUAAACGAUAUUAGGAGUGACAGGGGAGAGUUCAUGUGCAAAUCAAGGGUACUGCCAUGAGAAAUGGCGACUGUGCGUCAUAUGGAAGGCCAACGAGCAGCAUUUUUCCUGCAGAAAUGUACUCGAUAGUGCAUGUGCGUAGAGUUUAAUCCAAAGAGCCCCCCGCAGGGUCAUUUCGCAUUUUACCAACCAACCAACCACCACACGCGCACAGCCAAAGCCAUCCUCCUAAUCGUUUAUACCCUACCCGACUAACGACUAACCACCAUGGACGAAGACAUUAUGAAUGCUGUAGAAUCUCUUUUCGGUAAGGACGUGAAGAUUGUGGACUGCGAGACCUCGUCCUCCGUGCAGCAGGAGGAGGUGCUGCUGAUCAACGGCGUGCCUGUUAAGUUGGAUGGCAUCCCGGCGGACGAUGCGAGGGCCAUCAAGGCAGCGCUUCUCGAUGGCCAGAUGCCGUCGGUGGAGCAUCUGAACCAACUGUUGUUUCGCGCCGGCCUGGCUCAGCAGCCCAUCGAAGUGGAAACGUCGCUGACAGUCAAGUCUUCCCUAACGACCACCGAGGAGGUGCUGGUGUCUCGCAAUGGACAGAUCCUGGAUGAACGCACCGUGGAGACCAAGGAGCACUUCAAUCAUCAGUCGCAUCAAAAGGAAAUCUGGCAUCCCAUCAAACAGCACUCGGCUCUGGCUCGUGCCACUCCCGAAAACGCACUCAAAUAUGGAAUGAAUUCGAAUUCCACGCUGGCCUCACAGGCCACCGACUCUGACGACCGUCCGGCGAAUCCUCUGGGUCGUCAGCUGAAUGAAACCUUCUCGAAUGCUUCGCUGAUGUCCUCCAGCUCGGCCAUAACCGGGUCAGAUCAGGUGAUUGGCUCCGUUUCAUCCACCACAGUUGGCGACAAGAGCUCAAAUAUAAGCAGCUGCGACUCCGGCCAUGACGGUCUCUUCCACAGCGUCUCCAUGAGUGCGCCCUGGUCGCAUCCCCGCGACACUCUGACAGACUCCAUGUACUGUGACAUUCCCAGCUCUGCAGAUGAGGCAGAUGCAGUCUCUAUACUCAACACCCAUCUGCAAAUCACAGAGCCAUGCGACAUAGUUGCCGUUGAUUGCCAAACACCGCCAGCUUACGCCAAAGACAUGCCCAAGACCGGCAACCUGGACUCGCUGGUCAGCCUCCUGACCAACAGCCAGAACAAAGAAUUUGAGUUCACAUUUCUGGUUUGUGGCCGUCUGUUCCUGCAGCCGCAAGAGCUGCUUUUGCGUAUCGUAGACAAGUGCCAAUCCAGACAGGAUACGCUGCUCCGGCUGCUCAAGCAAUGGCUAAAAAUUUGCCCCAACGACUUUCGCAACGAGGCACUGCUCCAGGAGUUGGACAAGCAGGAAAAAGACGUGGCAUUGGCAGCCUUUCUAGACGAUAUUUCUCAGUCUCAGGACCAGCGGGAUGCAAGGGGACGCACACAACUGCAGUAUCUGCUGGCCAAGCAAUCGUCGGGCAGCUCUCUGGGACGACAAAGCAGUAUUAAGUCAUUGAAACGAUUCGCCGCCAACGUCUACAAGCUGGACAAUGUGCUCAACAAUUGCAGCAACCCCUUCGAAUUAGCCCACCAAUUGUAUGCCAUCGAGUAUGCCUAUUUAUCGCAAAUACGUCUAGAAGAAUUUGUGGAAAUGCUUGCCAAGGGCGAAAUGAAAACGUGCAUGUCGCAGACCAAGGCAGGCACCUUGGGCUCCAAUUGCAUCAGCCACGUAACCAUCGGCAGCUAUGUGCAGUGGUUUAAUCAGUUGAGCUAUCUGACUGCCACGGAAAUAAUAAAGCUUGGCAAGAAGUCCCAUCGUGCCCAAAUGAUUGACUUCUGGGUUGAGACCGCUCUGGAGUGCUUCAACACGGGCAACUUCAACAGCCUGAUGGCCAUUCUGACGGCCCUUAACUUGACUGCCAUAGCUCGUCUCAAGAAAACUUGGGCAAAAGUGCAGACGACUAAAUUCGAGGGCUUGGAACAUCAAAUGGAUCCCAGCUCGAACUUCCUCAACUAUCGGUCGACCAUGAAGGCAGCCGUCUGGCGCUCGGAGCGGGAGAUGGCCAACAAAAUCGAGCGUGCCAUCAUACCGUUCUUCUCGCUGUUCCUCAAGGACCUCCAUGCCAUAAACGAAAGCCACGAAACAAAAUUGGCCGACGGAACCAUUAACUUUGAGAAGUGUCGACUCUUUGGCACCCAAUUGAGCAACUUUUUCAAGUGGCAACGGCUGGACUGUCCCUACGAGCAGGUGGCAAACGUGGUGGCCUAUUUGCAGAAGGCGGAAGCCCUGUUGGAGAAUCUACUAAUGAAGGCCUCCUACGAAUGCGAGCCGCCGGACAAUGCCGAGGAGAAGGAUCAUUACAAAACGCUGAAAUCUACAAAGAAAUCGAACACCUAAUCAUUAACGACAAUCCGCGGGGAAAGACAGGAACCCGAAGACAAUGCAAUUGCCUCGCACAUCUUUUGUUGGCAUUUCCAUGU